Drosophila arizonae is the source of this 1454-nucleotide messenger RNA. RefSeq names its product Regulator of cyclin A1 (gene Rca1). Gene Ontology annotation, cellular component: nucleus. The record is from RefSeq and is a predicted model, not a curated record. Gene Ontology annotation, biological process: negative regulation of meiotic nuclear division; regulation of mitotic nuclear division. NCBI's taxonomy places the organism in Eukaryota, Metazoa, Arthropoda, Insecta, Diptera, Drosophilidae.
AAAACCAACUCUAACAUUUGCAUCGACGCCAAUUGUGACGACAAAAACAAGAAACUUGAAAUUAAAAACACAAAUGUAAAAGUUUAACAUAAAUUUAAUUGGCUAUUUCAUUCCAAAAUGAGUGCCUACGAUCGCAAAGUAUUGAAAAAACAGUGCCCCUUAAGAAAAUCUGUGGAUGCGGACAGUGCAAUGGAAGAAUCGGGCUACGCAUCCUUCCGAGUGCAGCACAAUUCGACCGUGGAGGCGCCAUUUUUAUUUGAACGUGAUAGCGAGACGGAGAACUGGCGCAAUGCGCCAAAUACGACGACGCAAUCUCACUUCAACUCGAUACAAUUCCAAACGCCGAACAGCACCAGCUGCGACGACUCUAUCUUUGCGCCUUGGCACAAGUCGUUCUGCCUGCCCUCCGUCAGCUGUGUGCAGUUGGAGGAGAGCGAGGAUGAGGGUGCGCAGGCUUGCAAGUCGCCGCUGCUGCAGUCCCCCAGCCAACCAAAAUGCGCGGCCAAACGCCGAAAGUCACAUUAUCAGCCGAUGGCUCAUCACAGCAGUCCCAAGAAGUCAAAGAAGAAACUCUUCCCGCAACCCACCGUGGACUCCGUUUGUCGCACCCGCUACUACGACGGCUGUGAGCACCUGGACAUCGUGGGCAUGCUGAGUAACACGCUGCCCGCGCUAGAGUGCAUUCUGUCGCACGUCAGUUCAAGCACGCUGGAAAACAUGACCAAGGUGUCAGAGCGCUGGGCGCAAGCGGUGCACACGAGCAAGCGGGCUACAGAACGCCUGCACAAUCAUCGCUUCAAGAUGAACCUCACUAAGGAGAACGCCCCACUGCCCCUCAAACCCGAGCGAAUGCUUUUUAAGUCGAUGAACAAUAAUUUAGUGCCAUUUCAACCAUCCAAUGCCAUUCAGAGACCAAACAAAGCCCACAACGGCCACAGGAUCACGCCCAAAGAUGAGAACAGCCCGCUGCUCGUGGAGCAGCUGCAACGCAUAAAGUGUCCGCGCUGCGGCAAAUCCAGCAGAGUAUUCUACAGCCAGCCACCGGUCGAGCAGACGCCGAAACUGAAUCGGCAGCUGUCGACCCGAGCUGCUCUCUCACAGACGUUGCCCCACGCAAAGUCCUUCAACGAGCCAAAGAGCGGCGGGCUCACGCGCUUCUAUUCGCUGGACGAGGUGAAGAGCUCGCCGAUUCUCCAGAACACCGGCCCCUCGCAGGCCUACUCCAUCGGCGAGUGCACUAGCGUCUUCUGUAAGUUUCGUUUCUGCGUCCACUGCUGCUGCCCGCCGCAUCCUGGCGCCAAGUGUCUGGUCACAGAGAUGGGCACGCCCUCGAAGGUGAUGAUGCCCAGUGAAAGGGUUACGCCGCCCAAGCGCAAUCAAAAAUUCGACUACAAACUGAGUCGCAAGAAUUCGCUAAAGCGACUUAACUUUUAGGCAAAGAACAAAGGAACACA